ACACACAACGAGUAAUAUGUAUUACAAAUCCGCUUCAAUCUUUAAGGUACUGUCAGGAGACAUUUGUUCAACUGAUUUAGUGGCAUGUUUAUGGUAUCACUGCUUACACCUGGGAUGAUUCCACUUUAAAUGCCGUAUAUAGGCAAAUGUGUAUGCUACAACCGGGUAUACAUUGCGUCUUGUACCGUGAUAUACGAGUAAAUAUCACGAAUAGACAAUGAUCAUGGCAAUAACACAGUAGACAAGAUGGUGACUACUAAGAAGAGAAGUGAUAACGCAGGAGUACAGUUCGCCGACGUACCCACGGUACAUCACUAUGAUAUCGCACGUGAAGCUGCACCGGUAGGUGAUAUAAAAGAUAAAUGGAAGAUUCUACCGUGCUACAUGGGCAUGAGAGGUAUAGCACGCCAGCAUAUCAACUCGUAUAACAAUUUCGUACUACGGGAAAUCAAGGAAAUUGUAAACGCACCAAGCAACAAAAUGCUAAAAAGCGAUGCUUGCAAGAAGUUUUACAUCGAGUUCAUCGAUAUUAAUGUGGGAGAGCCCACAAUGUCAGAGAAUAACAACAAGCCUAUACUACUGACGCCACAGCUCUGUCGUAUGCGCGAUAUUACCUAUAGCGCGCCCAUGUACGUAGACGUGGAGUACUACAACGGUGAGGGAGUAGCGUCAAAGCGAGUUGAAAUUGGACGACUACCAGUAAUGCUACGCAGCUGCGUAUGUGCACUCUCAGGAGGUAUGCGCGCCAAUGGAAAUGUGGAUAAUUUUGAAUUAUCAUCACGACUUGGAGAGUGCCCAUACGAUCCAGGAGGUUAUUUCAUCAUUAAAGGAGUGGAAAAGGUAAUAUUGAUGCAGGAACAGUUAAGCAAGUGUAGAGUCAUUGUGGAAACAGAUGUUAAGAAAAAUAUAUGCGCCACAGUGACUUCAGCAACAGCUGAGUCGAAAAGUAGAACGGCAGUAGUAUACAAAAACCAAAAGUUAUACGUAAGACAUAACAGCUUCACAGAUGAUGUGCCGCUGUGUAUCAUACUCAAAGCCAUGGGUGUCACAACCGACGAAGAAAUUGCACAACUUAUCGGAACAGCAGGUGCCAGGGAGUACCUACCAACAGGAGGUGAUUAUAUACUAUCCAUAGAAGAUCUGUAUAACGAAGGGAUCAAUACAAGAAUGGAUGCACUCUUGUACGUAGGACGUAAAGUAAGACCCAGACCAUUGGCUAAAGGGUUCUUCACAAGCUCAAAAGAACGAUUACCAAAAACUAACCAGAACCUAAUAGAAGAUACACAUGAUAUACUGACACGAGUGCUGCUGUCACAUAUACCAAUGAGAAAUUGCCGAGAUUUUUCGGGAAAAAUAAAAAGUCUGUGUCUAAUGGCAAGGCGAGUGCUUUCCGUAGCCAGUGGCAAAGAACCGAUGGACGAUAAGGACCAUUACGGUAAUAAACGACUUGAACUUGCAGGACAGCUGAUAUCGAUCCUCUUCGAAGAUUUAUUCAAGGCGUUCCUAGGUCAACUGAAGAAACAAAUUGAUGCUACACUCACAAGGCAUUAUGAAAUUGUGUCAAACUGCCAUGGAGGUGAACAGGCAAAAUAUCCAGAUUGCCUAGUUAGCCUGCCAACAGAUAUUAUUACCAGAGGAAUGCAAGCAACAAUAUCAACAGGGAAUUGGAAUAUAAAAAGAUUCAGAAUAGAACGAAGUGGAGUAUCGCAAAUAUUGUCAAGGCUCUCUUAUAUAUCGUGUCUAGGAAUGAUGACGAAAACAAAUUCACAAUUUGAAAAAGGACGUAAAGUUAGUAAACCAAGGGCACUGCAACCCUCGCAACUAGGUUUAAUAUGCCCAUGUGAUACGCCAGAAGGUGAGAGUUGUGGACUAGUGAAAAACCUAAGUUUAAUGAACCACGUAACAACGGAUGGCGAUAUCGAAAGGUUGGUAGAGUUGCUCUACUGGCUUGGAGUGGAGUCGGCAGACGCACUCUCAGCAAGAGAUUGCUUCGACGAUGAUAGGAAUGUAACAGUAUUCCUGAAUGGUAUAAUUAUAGGAGUCCACCAAAAUGGGAAACAGCUAAUCAAAGAUGUAGUGGCAUUAAGAAGAAGAGGCAAGAUAAGUGCAUUUGUCUCGGUGUUUGAGAAUUAUCAGCAACGAGAAGUGCACAUAUCGUCAGAUGGAGGGAGAUUAUGUAGACCCCUGAUUGUAGUGGAAAAUGGAAAACCACUACUUACACCAAAGGUACUGUCACAACUGGUAGAAGGACAAAUACCACUCUCGAAACUAUUUGCAUCGGGGGUACUCGAAUGGAUAGAUGUCAACGAGGAAAAUAAUACACUCAUAGUCAUGAGAGAAAGUGAUAUCACACCGAAAACCACGCAUCUUGAAAUUAGCCCUAUGAGCAUGCUGGGAGUAGUGGCAGGGUUAAUACCGUUCCCAAACCAUAACCAAAGCCCAAGAAAUACAUACCAAUGCGCAAUGGGAAAGCAAUCUAUAGGUAGUAUAGGGUACAAUCAAUUGAAUAGGUGCGAUACCAUACUGCAUCUGAUGGUAUACCCGCAGAGACCACUGGUGACCACAAAAGCGAUACAGCUGGUAAACUUCGAUAAGCUGCCAGCAGGACAAAAUGUUAUAGUCGCAGUAAUGAGCUACCAGGGAUAUGAAAUCGAAGAUGCAGUGGUGAUCAACAAGGCGUCAAGCGAACGCGGAUUCAGUAGGUGCUACUCACUGAGGAGGGUCACAGUUGAAAUUGAGAAGUUAAACCACGCAGCAGAGAGGCCGGGUGGACUCAAUAACAGGCCGCAAAUAACUAAUGUAACACCAGUGGACGACCUAACUGGAGAUAGUGUAAUUGGAGUAGGACAAAAAGUGAAAAAAGAUGAUACGCUACUGAAAAAGCUGACGCAAACGUCAACGGGACAGAUCAAGGUCACGGAUAUAAAGUAUCAAUUCAACCAGCCAGCAUACGUAGAUAGAGUCAUGUGCAUAACAACUAUCGCAGAAAGCGUUAUGUAUAAAAUAAUGCUAAGACAAGUGAGAUUACCGGAAAUAGGUGAUAAAUAUAGCAGUAGACAUGGACAAAAAGGGGUGGUAGGGCUCAUAGAAAGCCAGGAAAAUCUACCAUUCAGCGAGCAUGGAUGGGUACCGGAUCUUAUAAUGAACCCACAUGGAUUCCCAUCACGAAUGACAGUAGGCAAAAUGCUAGAGCUGGUAGCAGCCAAAGCAGCUGUGCUCAACGGUAUAUUCGAAGACGGGACGCCGUUCGAAGCGGAUUCACUGCCAGCGAUUGAAAGAAGCCUUAUAAAAAAGGGAUUCCACCCAGCAGGAAAGGAAAUACUGUACUCAGGUAUCACGGGAGAACCCUUGGAAACACUUAUAUUCACAGGGCCAAUGUACUACCAGAAGCUGAAGCAUAUGGUAUCAGAUAAAAUACACGCACGUGCUGUAGGACCUAGACAGUCACUAACCAGGCAACCAACAGAAGGACGCUCAAAAGAUGGUGGACUAAGACUAGGUGAAAUGGAAAGAGACUGCCUUAUCGCAUACGGAGCAAGUGGACUGCUAGUAGAACGAUUAAUGCUAAGCAGUGAUGUAUUCCAAAUGGAUGUGUGCCACCAAUGCGGAUUCAUAGGAUACGAUGGAUGGUGCGCAUACUGUAAACAAAGAGGACAAACAGCAACUGUAGCCAUACCGUACGCAUGUAAACUGCUAUUCCAAGAACUACAAGCAAUGAAUAUACGGCCAAACGUUAUACUCAAGGAAAGUACAGGCACAUAGCGAACAACUG
Babesia bovis T2Bo is the source of this 3772-nucleotide messenger RNA. Its product is annotated as putative DNA-directed RNA polymerase beta subunit (Rpb2). The transcript has a single exon. NCBI's taxonomy places the organism in Eukaryota, Apicomplexa, Aconoidasida, Piroplasmida, Babesiidae. The record is from RefSeq and is a predicted model, not a curated record. The coding region runs from base 247 to 3762 and encodes 1171 amino acids. Gene Ontology annotation, cellular component: RNA polymerase III complex. Gene Ontology annotation, molecular function: DNA-directed RNA polymerase activity; DNA binding; ribonucleoside binding. Gene Ontology annotation, biological process: DNA-templated transcription.